Molecule: messenger RNA, 4305 nt
Organism: Ornithorhynchus anatinus (platypus)
Lineage: Eukaryota; Metazoa; Chordata; Mammalia; Monotremata; Ornithorhynchidae
Gene: ODF2L
Product: outer dense fiber of sperm tails 2 like
Exons: 19
Coding region: 1511-3604 (697 amino acids)
Biological process (GO): negative regulation of cilium assembly
Cellular component (GO): ciliary basal body; centrosome
Source: RefSeq, a predicted model, not a curated record
UCCUACCCCGGGCCCUGGCUGUGGUUCUGCCCCUAGCCCUGGUACUGCCCCAGGCCCCGCCCCCAGUAACAGAGACGUGUGGUUCCCCUUGAGCCCGCGGACUUCGCCCGGCCACGACCCCCAUCCCGCCCCGCAUCCAACCGCGCCGACGGGCUCACAUCUCCUCCUGCCUUCAAGACACCUCUACUUGCACCUCCUCCCGUCGCCUCAGAUUUAACAUGUCCAAGACAGAAUUCCUUCUCAUCCGGCCCAGACCCUGUCCUCUCCCUGACUUUUCCGUCACUAUAGACGGCACCGCCGUCCUUCCUGUCUCCGAAGCCCGUAACCUAGGCCUUCUCCCUGACUCCUCUCUCUCGGUCAACCCACGUAUUCAGUCUGUCACCGACUCCUGUCUGGUGCCCACCCUCACGACAUCGCUAAAACAUCCUCCCUUUCCUCUCCAUCCCAACUGCUUCCGUGUUAAUACAAUCACUCAUCCUCUCCCACCUGGAUUACUACAUCAAUCUCCUUGCUGACCUUCCUACUUCCUAACUCUCCCCACUCCAACCCAUUCCGCACUCCGCUGCUCGGAUCGUCUUUCUACAGGAACGUCGGGGACACGCCACCCCCAACCUCAGAAAUCUCCAGUGGCUGCCCCUCCACCUCCGUAGCAGACAAAGACUCCUCGCCGUCGGCUUUAAAGCUGUCCGUGAUCUUGCCCCCUCCUACCUCACGUUGCUGCUCUCCUUCUAUAUUCCGGGCCGCCCACUUUUUGCUCCUCUAAUACUGAACUUCUCGCUGUGCCCCGAACUCGCCCGUCUCACUGCCCGCCGCCGGCCCUCGUCCCGCUUCCGGCCUGGAACGGCCUCCCUCCUCUCAAAUCCGUCGGCGAGUGACUCUCCCCAACUUCAGAUCCUUAUUGAGAGCACCUCUCCUCCGGGAGGCCUUCCCGGACUGGGCCCGCUUUUCUCCCGCGCCCUUCUCUAUCACCCCGACUUGCGCCCUUUACCCUCCACCCCAGACCCACAGCGCUUACGUAUGUAUCUGUAAAUUUAUUUAUCUGUACUGACGUGGGUCCCCCUGCCUCUCGACUGCGGGCUCGUCGUGGGCAGGUAAUGUCGCUGUUUAUCGCUGCACUGUACUUUCCCAAGCACCGAGUGCUGUGCACACGGUAAGCGCUUAAUAAAUAGGAUUGAAUGAAUGAAUGAGCUUCCAUUCCAGAGGAGUCUAGCUAAGCCAUAGAAAUGUUGGGGUCCAGCAGCAGGGACUCUCCACACUCCCCUAGGGCGUCUCCUACAUCCCACCGUGGAGAAAUGACGUAGAGAGGGGUCCACGGGAGACCCUGGGCGACGACGCCCUGGAUGAGACAUCCUUCGUAACCGAGCGAGGGCGUGCCUUCCCCGUCCUGAACUUGGCUCGACGACGUCGUCUUCUCCGGGAGAUAAAGCCCCUUCCUUGGGAAAGAUUUACCUGGAGAAAAAGCAACUUGAAAGCCCUAGUUUAUUGACGGGAGCGAGACGGAGGUUUUAGAAUGUCAUCACCCCUUCACGAACCCGACGAUGACGACGUACUCUCAGCUGGUUCUCAGAGUCAACGGGAGAUGUUCCUUCCUGAUUUUUCUAAUAUUUCAGCCGGCAUGAAUGAGGAACUCCCGAAACCAGCUCUAAAUCCAUGUACCGAAGUUCAGGAGGAGUCAGAAAAUCAUCACCCUCAGGGUUUGGAGCUAGCCACACGUCGCAAAAAUAGUUCACGGGAAAACCCUCUACAGCGAAGCCAAAGUCAAAGUGAAAUGAGUUGGCGGAAACCAGACGUCGUAAGUAAAAAAGCUGAAUUUCAGGCAAGAAUUCAGGAGCUUGAAAGAGCAUCAAAUGCCGUGGCGUCAUUUUUGACACUAUUUAAAGGCGCUAUUGCUGAAAUCAGUUUUACAAACGCUCAUCGUCUAUCCACAGCCACUGUGCUAAAGAUUUCCAACCAGAAGGCUAUCUUCUCCAAGGAAAUAGAGACUUUUAAACGUGCAAAGAAAGUGUUAGAACGCCUCCUUAGAGAGACAGAGUACAAAGAAGAGAAUAGCACCCCAGCUGACAUUUUGUUGGUGAAGCUAACUGAGAUGGAAAUUGAAAAUACUAACCUCAAGAGAAAAAUGCUGGAAAAGGAGAAAUGCAUCCAAGAGCUCUCGUGUCUGCUUCAGAAAGAAAAAGCAAAUAAUUUGAAAGCGACCAAUCAUUCACGGUCGGUAAAAGUGGUACAGACCAGACUGCAACUACAGAUUCAGAAGAAGGAAGUUGAGAACGAUCAGCUGAAAGAAUAUAUGAAGAGCCUCGAAACUAAAAUAGCAGAGUGGAAUACGCAAUUGAGAAAACAUAGACAUCAGACUCUGACUUGGAAAGAAACAAAUGAGCCAAAAAAGAUCGCUCUGAAAAAGGCCACUAAAGUGCAGAGACAAAGAGCUGAAUGCCUCGAAGCCGAUAUCGGGAGUCUCACUUCCCAAAUUAAGGAUAGGGAAGCCAAGUUGUCUGAGACCUUUUCAGCUUCUAGUGUCUGGAAAAGUCAUUACGAGAAGGUUGUAGAAGAAAAGACUGUACUAGAAGUUCAGAUUGAAACCUUGCAAAAACAAAUCAUGAGUCUUUUGGAAGAUUUGAAAAAAAUAGAAGACAGUGGAAGAAAUUCAACUGAAGACCUUCUUGAAAAGCUUCAUUCCAGUGAUUCAAAAAAUGAAUCCAUUAACCAUGAGAAUGAAAAAAUAAAGAGCACCUUUGCUGCUUUGAAGGACAAGGUUGCUUCUGUUGAAGAGGAGCUCUUAGAAUUGCAAGAAGUUGAAAAACAGCAGAAAUUUCUUGCAGAAGAGUAUAAAACUCAGGUACAGAAGUUACAAGCAGCAGCCGAAGAAGUGAAAAGCAGAUAUGCAAAAGUAUUGCAUGAAAAUAAACUAAUGAAAGCAAGUAAGGAUUUAGAAUUAGAGGAGGUGAGAAGCCAGAAGGAAGCACAUUUUAAGGAAUUAGAGCGUGCUCGCGGUUUACCGAAGGCAGCGGAACGGAGGCUGCAGGAGUGUCACAAAAACCUCUUGUACUUCAAAGGGAGAUGCGCAGAGCAGACCCAAACGGUUAGGGAACUUCAGGUUCAGGUUGAUGAAAACGACAGUCUUUUGAAAGCGCUCUCUUUGGAAGAGAAAAACUGUCACAUCCGCUUAAAAUGUGAAAGCCUAGAAAGAAAAUUGGAACAGAUGGAUGCAGAUAAUGCGGAGCUGGAAAAUAAGCUGGCGAGCCAAGAAGAGCAUCUUAAAUUCAGUGAAUUGCAACUUAAGAAGAAAUCGGCAGAAUACGGAGCCUUGGCCAGAAAAUUGGAAGCUACGUUAGAGGAAGGAAGGCAAAAGGUUUCUGAAGAGAUGGAGAGAUUGUCUUCCAAAGAACAGGCACUACAGAUAAAAAUAUUCGAUCUGGAAACUGAGCUAAGAAGAAAAACCGAAGAGCAAAAGCAGCUCGUUUGCCAGUUGAACAAUAACGAGCAAUAUCAGGAAGUGUGUUUGAAAGAAAUGCAACACAGCCUGGACAAAUCAGAGAACCAGAAUAAGAGUAUCCGGAAUUACAUACAGUUUCUCAAAACAUCAUAUAUAACAAUGUUUGGAUGAAGCAAUUCAGUUAGUUUCUUAAAGUUUUAAAUUUUUCAUAUGAUAGUCCAGUAUCAAGCACUACAAAGUGGACACUGAAAACCCACUACAAUAGAAAAUAACCUAUAGUUUUGCACUAGUUAUCGAUGUGUACACUCUCAAACACUAGGAUAUAUCUCUUGUGCAAUAUUGGAAGAUAAUUUAAUCAUUCUUUUUGGAAAAGAGGUAUAGGUAUUUCAUUAUGCUUCCUUGUUUGAAAAUAUCUGCUCAAGUUCAUUUAACUGAAGAUGUCUUAGUAAUAAAAGACAUCUCAAACAGUUAAAAUAGGACAAGUCAGUUUUCUUUCACCUGAGUUGAAGUCCAUCAUGCCCAAAGAAUCUGGCUGAUGAGAUCUAAACAUGCACCCACACCAAAAUGAGGGUUUUUGAACCUGAAGAAUUUCACAUUCAUAGAAACUUGCGUUAUGGUCCUCACAUCGUGUCCAAACCAAUGCACAGAUCUGUUUCUCCCAACAGAGCAUCAUGCUGUUUACAUACGGAGGUGCAUUUUUAAAAAACAUUCCCCAAAUCCACCGCAGCUUUCUAUCCAAAACUUGGAACCAUGGAUUUUGGCACAUGUAACACAUACUGAACAUAAUGAAUAUGGACAUUGGCUUUCUGUUACAGUGGCAUACUUUCCAAGCAUUGAGCAUGUCUAAAAAUAAAUUCUGUUAUUAAAAAAUG